AGCGUCGACGGCUGGUCGUCGCUUUGACGUCGUCGAGGCAAGUCGAGGCGGCCUGGAAAAGCCGUGUGCUGCUGCCCGCGUAUAAACGACGUCGUUUCACUGCACCGGCCCGAUCGAAGCGUUCCUCGGUUCUCGGCUUUUGUUCGCGUGCACCGUGAGUCGAUAUCUCGGCCAGUGGCGUGUACGAAAACGGAAACUGAGGAAGCGUAAGCUGCUCCUCCGGGCUCCGUGUGUCGGGAAGGUACAGUGGGGUGGAGCGGCGCCAUCCCGACGUCGCUCACGAAUCCGAUAACGCCGGACCACGGUUACCUAGUGCCCUAGUCUUCUCGAUAGAUCGCGCGGAUAUCAUUGAAAAUCCCUCAAAAUGUGACUUGAACUUUCGAGUGAACGUUCGAUGCUCGUAAGACUAUUAUGAAACCGGUUAGGACGUUAAGGAUUGUAUCGUCGUUUGUUAGAAAAGAUCGUGUUACUUGACCGAAUAAUUCGUAUUCAGUGUGGCGAGGUACAUAUACGUUAUAAUAUAAGAAACCUGAAAAGAGGACGGUGUUGUUAUUGGGAAGAGGAUCGUUGGUAAGAAGAAGAGUAUAAAAAGAAAAAAAGAAAGUGAAUUAGGUGAAACGACUCGAGGGGUACCCCGAUAAAACGGGGCUCCCUUACGGAGAGCCCCAGCUGGCCUGUGCAUGAUUCCGUCACUGGACGGCGGUGGUGACGGGUCCGUGGCUUGGAUGCGCGAGCGCGACACCCGCAUCGUCGUCGUACCGCAAGUGAAGCUCCCGGCGGAGGCGGAGGCGGCAGUAGCAGCGGCCGAUGACGGUGAUGGUCAGCCGCGAAACAGUGACUGCUGACUUGUGCACGAUUAAACGCAAUCUCGGUGUCGCGUACGGUGCCGUGCCGGUCGGUCGGUCGGUCUUGGGGGCGCAGCUUCGAGAAUAAUGCGUGUUAGGCACGUUACGCGACGACGAGGACGAAGGUACGACGCGAGGGACCCGAGCAGCCAGCCGCGGGUGCAGCUGCAGCAACGCAAUUAUGUACGCGUACGGUUUCGAGAUCACGUAGUGGCUGCCGUGUAAUUAUGUUGUCAUCGACGCGCGGCGCACCCUGUGUAGCUUCACGGUGAAAAUCUGGCGUGAGCGGUGCCGCGGUGGAACGGGGAACAUGGCGUCGGUCUCGGCUGAGACUCCAGCCAGCCAUGGGCACAGCUUUAGCAAGAAAACGUUUCACAAGCCGACGUACUGCCAUAGCUGCACCGACAUGCUGUGGGGCCUCAUACAGCAGGGGUACAUCUGCGAAGUUUGCAACUUCGUGGUGCACGACCGCUGUCUCAAGGCCGUCGUCUCCCCCUGCUCCACUAUCGCGGCAGGUCUCAUUAAGAACCCGGUUGCACACUGCUGGUCUGAACAGGUACAUCGUAGAAGAAAAUUCUGCAACGUCUGUCGUAAACGGCUCGAUGAUAAUCCAUCCAUACAUUGCGAAAUAUGCGAGUACUUCGUACACACGGAGUGCCAGGACUUUGCCGUGGCAGAUUGCAAGGAGAACGCCACGUAUUUACCUGGGAAGGACUUGGCGCAGGUAAAACAUACCCAUCACUGGCGAGAAGGUAAUCUUCCGAGCAGUUCGAAAUGCGCUGUCUGCAAGAAAAACUGUGUUUCUGCCGAGUGCCUUUCCGGGUUUCGUUGCGAAUGGUGCGGCAUGACGUUGCACUCUUACUGUUAUAAAAAUAUCCCGCAAGAAUGCACCUUUGGGAACUUGGAACCAAUUUACUUACCACCACAUGCAGUCAGCAUUCCACGUACGGAAGUUCCCAUGGAGGCCAUCAUUGGUGUACAAGUACGUCGAAAAGAAGUCCUGGCGCGUGAGUAUUCUUGCCAUAACAUCGGAGAGCAAUUCGAUUUCGCUGAGAGUGAACAAAUUGGGGCUGCAGGCCGCCUAGCCGAAGCUUUGAGGCGCCUUUCACUAGUUUUGCCACGUAGCUGCCAUGGAAAUUGUCAUGCUUCCCCUCCUUAUGUUCGAGCGCGAAGCAUAUCGGAAGAGUUUAGCAGCGGAGAUACAAGGUAUCGUGACAAUGGCGAAUCAACGAGUAGCACGCACAGUCGUGAUCCGCGUUCUCCAAAGGAGAAAGAAGAUAAAGAAAGAGGUGACGAAGAGAUGGUCAAGGUGUACGACGGCGACAAUUCCCUCAGACGACGGAUAUUUCGCGUGAUCUCGGUGCCCCGGCAAGCUACCACCGAACAGGUCCUGACAUCAGCACUUCGUGCAUUUCAUAUUACGAAAGAUCCUACCAACUUUUACCUCACCGACCUGUAUGCCACGGAUGAGACUGAAUUAUGCGAUCCAACUCCGGUUCUAAACUUGAAUCGCAAAGAGGGCAAACGUCCGGCUGUCUUCUUACGGUUCAAGGAUAGCGAAAGCGGACAGGUACGCGUCUAUCCAGGCAAACUACAGGUGUCAGAGUCGUUCUGUAUGGUAUCUGUCACAGAAGCAACAACUGUUGCGGACUUAAUCGAAGAAGCGCUUCAGAAGUUCGGUUUGCAAAAUUUUAAAUCGGAAGAUUACAGAUGCAGCGAAAUUCUUCUCGAUCGCGGUGUCACUGAAAGAGUUUUGGCUCGUGACGAGAAGCCAUGGGAAAUCAUGAAACAACUGGGCCAAGAUUCGAUCAGGCAAAUGGAGUUGAUGCGAUUUUACCUUCAGCUGAAGCAAGAUCCCCAUGGCCCUAAUUUAGCUUUGUUCGUCGGCAAUUUGCCACCAAACCUCUCUGAAAGGUGUUACGAAAACAUGUUGACCGAGUUCUUAGGCAAAGAAAAUAAAUUCUCCUUUAUCGGUCCAAUAUACUAUGAAUAUGGCUCGAUGGUAAUCAUUUACGAGGACUCGAACAAGGCAGUCACGGCGUUGUAUACGUUGAGAGAAUCAAAAUAUGAGGAUAAACAUCUUUUAGUCAUGCUAUUACCAAGUAUCGAGCCAAGCAUGGUGCCCCCAGGGGUACAACCUUUACUCGUUUUCGUGAACGUGAAAUCUGGCGGUUGCCAGGGACUUCAAUUGAUCUCCAGCUUCCGAAAACUUUUGAAUCCGUAUCAGGUGUUUGAUCUCGACAAUGGAGGUCCACUUCCUGGUCUCUACGUUUUCCGUCACAUAAAGGAUUACAAAAUCUUGGUUUGUGGUGGUGAUGGAACGAUAGGAUGGGUCCUGCAAUGUUUGGAUAACGUGGGACAAGACAGUGAAUGUUCCUCGCCUGCUUGCGCCAUCGUUCCCCUAGGAACCGGAAACGAUCUCGCCCGUGUCCUGUGCUGGGGUUCCGGUUACACCGGCGACGAAGAUCCCUUGAAUUUACUCCGAGACGUAAUCGACGCGGAGGAAUCCUUAUUGGAUAGAUGGACCGUUGUAUUUCAUACAGAAGACAAGGAAGAUAAGCAGUCGGCUACCAAUACAGGAGGCGCAGGUGCUACUAGCGAAGACAAUACGCAAAUACUCGUGAUGAACAACUACUUUGGUAUCGGUAUCGACGCCGAUUUGUGCUUAGACUUUCACAACGCAAGAGAAGAAAAUCCGAAUAAAUUCAAGAGCAGAUUGCGUAACAAGGGAGUAUACGUGACAAUGGGUUUACGAAAAAUGGUGAAACGGAAACCAUGCAAAGAUUUGCAUAAAGAAAUUCGAUUAGAAGUGGACGGCAGAGUCGUUGAAUUACCUCAAGUCGAGGGAAUAAUUAUCCUAAACAUUUUAAGUUGGGGUUCUGGGGCAAAUCCCUGGGGACCAGAUACGAAGGAAGAUCAAUUUUAUACACCGAACCACGGAGAUGGAAUGUUGGAGGUAGUUGGAGUUACAGGUGUAAUACACCUUGGACAAAUUCAAUCUGGUCUUCGCACAGCUAUGAGGAUAGCGCAGGGAGGACAUAUAAAAAUUUAUUUGCACUCUGAUAUACCAGUACAAGUGGACGGAGAACCGUGGGUUCAGAGUCCAGGGAAUAUUGUAGUUUUGAAAUCAGCGCUAAAGGCUACCAUGUUGAAGAAAAAUAAGAUCAAGCGUCGGAAUACCGAACCUUCGAUUCCACCCGCUAAUGGGGUGGGGAGCAAGAGCACGGACGAGUGUAGCAACAAAAGCUAGAACGCAGUUUCUGCGGUCUAUGUCGAUCGAUUAGACACGAAAUUUUCAAUUAGUGCUCCGCCUAGGCUCCACCUAGUAUCGUGUACUAUUGCUGCAUACGAUACAGGGGAGUUUCGGUGCGAUCAUUACGAUAAAACACAAACACACACGUACAUGUACUUCCUGUGUAGUAAAACUCCAUUCGAUGUUUCCGCCGCAUGUAGCUCUCUGUGCCAGUAUCGUCGAUGUGUGUGGAUGGACGAUAAAUUUUUGGACAGCGUCAAAGUCUCCUGACUCUCAAGAUUACAUUUCCAAGGCCAUCUGGUUUCAAAUAGAACCAGAAAGUUAGGAUCAAGGUUCCAUGACUUCCAAGAGAUCUUCUUUCCGAUCGAAAAACCGGUUACCAGAAAAAUUGAAACGCAAUUUAAUUCCGUGGCAUUGACCGUAGCAUUGGUUGUAUUACCAGAAUCGUCGUAAUAACGAAUUCGUAAAUUGUUACAGAAACUUGAUGAAUUUGCAAAUACAUUUUUAUCCGGAGGUUUUUGCCAUUCCGUAUUUUGAUGCUUUGGUCGUCGAUGGUUCUAGCGUUGAAUAACGUAUUGAGUAUCAGGAAGGUUUUAAGAUCUUAAGAUUUUUCUCUUAUCUGUAUGAUUUUGAUAAUAGUUUUAAAUUUUAAUUAAAGUUAUUUACUUCACGCAUGAUGUAAUGUCGAAUUUGUUGACUCAACGUUGUCAGAUCUUAGCGUCCAAGAAUUUAUCAAUUACGCUCACGCCUAAAUGUUCAGCGCAAUUCAAGCUUGCCGUAAAACAGUGUUGUGAAAAGUUAAAGGUUCGACAAAAUUUUAUCAAUAUUUUAGAAAUAUUAUACGAUAAGCAGUGACAAUCAUCCUGUACUUUGAAGAAAAAUGAAAGAAAAUAUACAUAUAUAUUCAGUGUGCAGUUGAAAGCUAUAUACAAGUGAGCAGGAAAUGAUUGAUUGUAAAAAAAGAGAAAUGAAUAUACAGAAUAAACUUACUUUGUUCGAAGCUUAAUUUUCGGAAAACAUCGAAUUUAGAAAUGUGCUACAUAUAUAUAUACAGUUAUGGCUAUAAGUAUAACUUUCGAUCGCAUCCUGUAUAUAUUUUAAAAAUCUUAUAAAACCUAUACAUUUUCGCAACACCGUACAUGAUUUUAUUAUUCUCGUUCUUUCAAAUGGUGUUUCCCAGCUUCAGUAAUGAACGCUCGAAGGAUCUUACACAUUUUUUUAAAAGAGUAUGAUUUAUUUUAUCGAACCAUCAUUUCUAAGUAAUAUGUGAAAUAUAUUGAAGUAUAAAAAGAGUCUCAUUAGCAAAAUCUCCAGCUUAUUAAUUGGUAGGCGCGCUUAUUUUUACGUUAGAUAUACAGGGUGUUUUUUCAAAUGAUAUUUUUCUAAAACACGCAAUCCAUGUAUUUACACGUGCUUUCCUCAUCUUUCAUACGCUAAAUGUUGCAAAGUUACAUCUUUAUCUUUACUAUCUACCUUUUAUCUCUAAUCUAAUCGUUUUUACACGCAAGUGCCUCAAUAUUUCUUUAUAAUAAAAGUAUCAAUUGCAUAAAAAGAUACAACAUAUGCUUCAGCGGAAAAAAGAAGGGAAUUGAAGAUUAUCUUCAAUCUUUACAACACCAUUUCCGAUGCAAACACACAAUACACUUUCUGAAGUCAGUUUGUCUUUUUUUAAUACAAUUUUAUUUUCAACCUCUUACGUUCUAAAAUUAUCGCUUAGCUCAGUUGUAUGAGACAGCCUGUAUAUAUUUUGCUUACAUUUUUGCUUAUCCGAAAUUUAUCCAUAAUUUGUUUCCAUAAUCUUCAAGCGGAAAUUAUGGCAGAUAAUGAGCUAAACGAUAUUAAUCGUAUCGUUAAUCAAUCGUUUAAAACCCCAACAUCUGAACAUUGACCCUUCGAGCGUCGAUUAAUUUUUCAUUUUACUUUUACAAUAGAACUCUAUUUAUCUGAACUCCGUUUAUUGAAACGAAAUUUUAAUCAAUUAACUAUGGAAAGAAAUCAUUUACGUAAUUACUUCAACUCGCACAAAUUGAACUAAUGUUAUUUGCAAAAUUGCACAGGCUACAAGUUACAAGUAUUCUACGCGAACACUCGAUAUAUAAUUGUAAAAUCAUGCGACAAAAAUUGUUAAUUCGCUAAUAUCAUCAGUCAGCAAAUAAUUUUGCAAGAGAAUUCCUUUUAUCUGAACGAGAAAUUCUGCCGGUCCGAAAGUAUUGGAACACCUACUAUAUAUAUUCAUUACAGAACUCUAACAAAUUUCACGUCAUCCGUUUUUCUAAUUAAUCGAUUAAUAUAAUUUACGACAAGUAUUAAUUAAUUUUACAUAUGAUUCGAAUAAAGUAACUGAAAACUAAAUCAAUGAAAAGUCAAUGGGUAUUCUAAUACUUCAGUUUCUUUUUUUUUUUUUUUUUUAUUAUUUAAUUUGUACUUUACAAUUUGUCCAGCUGGACAUUCGGUAAAUUAUACUUCAGUGAUUGCAAAAAGUACCGACGUACGUCCUUAUCUUCCAAUGGCGCGUAUUUUAUCAAGCUCUGUAUGUUUCAUUUCCAUAGCGUGCAAUUUUUCCAGUUAUACGAACGUAUCAUUAAACGAUAGAAAAUGAAAUAACACUUGGAUCUAAUCGACCAGCAUGUAAAUUCUCUAAUAAGUACAACGAUGUGCGAGUUCUUUUCGUGUGCGCCGUUGUGGCCGGUAUUACAAUAAAGCGAAAAGAAAAGUAGAAUAAAAAAAAUCAGCAAUCUCUGUUAUACGAACUAAAGAAUUAAUCUUUACCAUUGCCGGUUCAGAUAAAUAGAAAUCUACCGGACUACUUGUUUCAUUGGCAUCCUUAUCUCUCAGUGUUUUGGCCCGUGGAAUGUUCUAGCUGCGUUUAACCGAACAUGUCGUUUCACUUUGGUCACUUGGCAUUGACAUAUUACAAUCUCUAUAUUUGUUCCUUUGUGCGCGCCCCCUUGUGAUCCUGUCCCUUCCUAGGCCACGAUGCUGAAGAAGACCAAGGGUAAAAUGAAACGGCGUAACACAGAGUCCAGCAUGCAGCUGGCACUUCAGGCCACGUCCUCGAACGAUACGGAGUCUGAAAUCUUCUGAGUGAGCGAAUGUUGUCCCUCGUACAACCAGAACGAGGAUGCCACGCCAUGAGUACCACAUAUUUUAUGAGUACCACGCACACGCAAGCGGCACGGUUUUGACACAACACGCAACAAACGAAAUCGGCCUCGAAAUUCGUCUGACCACGGUCACGCACUGUACGAACUUAUACGUAAGCACAAACAGAAACAGCAGCAACACGUAUAUACCACAUACGCGAGACAUAGUACACAUAGUACACAGAACAGAAUCUACACACGUACGUGAAUACAAUUGUCUUUGAUCACAAAAGAAAAAAAAGAAAAAGACGCAAGUAGAACCGCUCCAGGAAUAAAAGUAAAAAAGAAAAAAAAAACAAAAAAAGAAAAUAUGCCAGGAUAAAUCACGACGCGUUGCGAACUGAAGCUGUGACUGUUAAGAACAGAGAAGAAAGGAAGGAGGAGACGAAGAAGAAGAAGAAGAAGAAGAAGAAGAAAAAGAAGAAGAAGAACGAGAACAAAAAUGCUCGUCCAAUGGACAACUUCAUUAUAAACUCAAGUAAUCUUUAAUGUCCCUUUCCGAGUUGCUAGAAUGAAAUAACUAGAUCUCAUUUUUAAAUGUUAAUAAUCAUUAUAUAGCAUUGUACGUAGCUUUGAUCGAUAUUUUUUUAGUAAAGAAAAAAGCGAGAAAACAAACCAGAGACGAGGGUGAAGAGAAGAGAGCGAGAGCGAAAGACGAGAGUGAGAGAAAAACGUGUCGUGCGUAUGUAAAAGAAGAGAGCGUGAGAGAGAGAGAGAGAGAGAGAGAGAGAGAGCGCGAGAGAGAGGAUGAGUGAGAAA
Molecule: messenger RNA, 8000 nt
Organism: Bombus huntii
Lineage: Eukaryota; Metazoa; Arthropoda; Insecta; Hymenoptera; Apidae
Product: diacylglycerol kinase theta
Exons: 18
Coding region: 1156-4095 (979 amino acids)
Biological process (GO): intracellular signal transduction; lipid phosphorylation; diacylglycerol metabolic process
Molecular function (GO): nucleic acid binding; ATP-dependent diacylglycerol kinase activity
Source: RefSeq, a predicted model, not a curated record